Messenger RNA from Triticum dicoccoides, 792 nucleotides. RefSeq lists its product as uncharacterized. The coding region runs from base 1 to 792 and encodes 263 amino acids. The transcript has 3 exons. The record is from RefSeq and is a predicted model, not a curated record. Lineage: Eukaryota; Viridiplantae; Streptophyta; Magnoliopsida; Poales; Poaceae.
AUGGCGGCGGCAGCGCUACUGCUGCUGCUGGUGUCGCUGGCGACGGCGGCGGCGGCGCCGCCCACGAGCAACACAUCGGACACGAGGAGCGAGGAGAACUGGCGGAUGUUCAUGGAUUGGAAGGCCAUGAACGGCACGACCAACAGCUCCCUCGCCGAGGAGGAGCAGCGCGCGUACACCAUGUUCAAGCACAGGCUCGGCCUCAUCGACCGGCGGUGGCAUGACGAAGGCUACUCCGUCUUCUCCUGGGAGAGGGGGAGGAGCGAGGAGGACACGCGCAAGAUCUUCGUGGAAUGGAAGGUACGAGAAGGAGUUACCUACAGCUCCAUCGCCCACGAGGAGCACCGGUACACCAUAUUUAAGGAAGCCCUCCGCGACAUCGACCAGCACAACUCUGACUACGCCAUCGGGGUCUACAAUAACAACCGAUGCAUCGACCAGUUCAGCCAUCUCAUCCAAGAGGAGUACGAAGCCGUUUGCUGCGGGUACUCGGAGGUGAUGCCGUCCGAGGCCGAAUUACAGAGGGUGGGCGAGAUCCUGGAGCGCUUGUGGCAGGCACAUGGGACAGACCACAGUGCUUCUAUUUUCCAUGUUUGUGCCCAGGCCUCACCGAACUUGUAUUAUUCUGAAAGACUUGCAAAAAGCUUCCAGCACAUAUUCACGGGGACGAUAACAAUUGGAGACAUGGAGCAGAGCUAUUAUCUUGCAAGACAGUUAGUUGUUACCAUCUUGAGUUGUGAUAUCAGUAAUCAGAAAGCAGUUCCAACACUAGCACCUUAUCGUUUUAUCUAA